GAAUAUGCCUAUAUCCUGAAAAAUCCGAUUGAAGGUGUGGAAGUGAUUCAGAACGAUGAGAACUUUCGGUACUAUCACAUUAACUUGUCCGGCCCAAAAGAUUCGCCAUAUGAAGGCGGUGUUUUUGAGUUGGAAUGGUUUUAUCCGGAAUCUUAUCCAAAAGACCCGCCAAAAGUUCGAUUCCUGACUAAAAUCUAUCACCCUAACAUUGACGGACUUGGUCGGAUUUGCCUGAAUAUUUUAAAAAAUCAAUGGGCUACCGGUCUUCGGAUGCACUCCGUGCUGCUAUCGAUCUCAGCGCUCAUGGGAUCCCCCAAUCCUAAAGAUCCACUCGCCACCGAUGUCGCGAAAGAAUGGGAAAAGGACGAGGCGAAGGCAAUAGAAACAGGUAACUCGUCGACUUCUUUUUCCCCGAUACCCAAAUAUUUCAUCGCUGGCAUUUUGAAUUCGCGUAGAGAGGUUACCUGCUUACUGGAUGCUUUCUAG
Molecule: messenger RNA, 486 nt
Organism: Mesocestoides corti
Lineage: Eukaryota; Metazoa; Platyhelminthes; Cestoda; Cyclophyllidea; Mesocestoididae
Source: the annotation of a GenBank genome assembly